CAAAUGGAGCUCUUCCAGACGACCUGCAGCAAGGCCUUUUGCUGGUGGUGGAUUAUGCAACUUGUUCCAAGCCUAACUGGUGGGGAAGCGUAGUGAAAACCACCAUGGUUUGCGCUGGUGGGGACGGAGUCACCUCCAGUUGUAACGGGGACUCUGGUGGCCCACUGAACUGCCAAGGUGCUGAUGGCAGGUGGGAGGUGCAUGGUAUCGUCAGCUUUGGCUCUGCUCUUGGCUGCAACUACUACCACAAGCCUUCUGUCUUCACUCGGGUCUCUGCUUACAACAGCUGGAUCCAGCAGGAAGAAAGGCACAGCUGGCUAUUCCCAGCAGCAGACAAGAGGAAGACAUCAUUUCAUGCUCAGCUAUUGGGGAAUUUAAACUCCCUCUGUAAGGCAAGUGAAGCAGAACUGUAUUGUGAGAAUUGCCAAUGCAAGAAGAAGAAAAUCUCCAUUUGUAGACCUUACAUCGUUGACAUGAGAGAAAAAUUAAAUAGCACAGGGGAUACUGAAGCCAGCCAGGCGCUAUCCAGAGUGAUCUCUGAACUGCUGGAGCAUUUUAAUAGUUCCCACAAAGACCUCAAAGCUAUGAGAUACAAUCCUGACUGGGCAGACAUAGUAGCUUUUAAACUCACCCUUCAAAUAAGAGAAGCCAUGCUUAAAGCUCAUUUAAUGCCAGCAUCUACAAGCUUUCAAACAACAUUGCAUCAUUUUUUUGCCAUUCUGAACUAUGCUAUCUUCUCAUCAGAGAGUGUACGUAAGUGCUGGAUGGAUAACGUCAAUCUAUCGCUUCAUUUCACCCACUAUGAAGGAAUCUCUUUUUUCAUCCCAUUCCUGGGCUCAGAUGAAUUUGUGUCCAUUGAAGCCUUGGUAAAGGGACUCCAUUAUGUACAGAGCUGUCUACUGCAGAAGGGACAGGAAAAGCUCAGCAAGAAAUCUAAAGAAAUCCUGUCCACAAUGAGCCUUAAGAUCGGUCUGUUAGUGACAGCCUGCCUCAUUUACCCCAUAACCCUGAUGUCCUUCAAGCAAAUGACAGAUUGGAUACACAAUUAUGCCAGGAACCUCAAGGAAAAGACAGAGGACUUGAAAAGGGAGAGGAGGCUAGCUGAGGACCUCUUACACCAGAUGUUGCCAAAAUCUGUUGCCAAGCAGCUAAGGAAAUGCCAAAAAGUUGAGGCAGAAAGCUAUGAUCAGGUGACCAUCUUUUUCUCGGACAUCGUGGGGUUCACAAGCAUUGCUGCCUCCUGUACUCCCUUGCAAGUUGUUGAGAUGCUCAACAAUCUGUACAUCUGCUUUGACAGCAGGAUUGAGUCUUACGAUGUUUACAAGGUGGAAACCAUUGGUGAUGCCUACAUGGUAGUGAGCGGCCUGCCAGAGAGGAAUGGCACCAAACAUGCUGAUGAGAUUGCCAAAAUGUCUCUGGAUCUGGUGGCAGCAGUUCAUCAGGUUGUGAUCCCUCAUAUGCCAAUGGGCAAACUGCAGCUGCGGGCUGGGAUACACACAGGACCCUGUGUAGCUGGAGUUGUGGGGUACAAAAUGCCUCGGUAUUGCCUUUUUGGGGACACCGUAAACACAGCCUCCCGCAUGGAGUCCACCAGCUUGCCGCAGAAGAUCCAUAUCAGUUCUGCUACCUAUGAUGUCCUUCUCACAGAUGAUGCAUAUGAAAUUGAACCGAGAGGAGAAAUUGAAGUGAAGGGCAAAGGGAAAAUGAAAACCUACUGGCUUCUUGGUAACAAGAACUACAGUGUCCAAAAUGACAGCCUGGUGUGUCACUGGAAUCCAGCAAUCUCCAAGAAAAAGAAGAUGGAAAGUGGCCAGGGAUCUGUCCAACAGUGUAGUGCAGGCACUGUGGGAGCAGCACUGGCUGAGCCUAACACUGCGAUGCCCUGGGAUGAGCUGAGCCCUGACAGUCACACUCAAGGGAGUUCCAGACCAGCCUGGACCCCCGAGAGUGCCACCCAUGGUGCGAGCCAGAAGCAGAGGAAUGGCUUUCAUCAAAGCUCCCAGCAGAGCCUCCGGGAGAACCUCACUUCAUUGGGCUCGCCUGCUUUGGGGGAUGGUGACAAAGGUGCCAGUUUAGAACACAGGGCACAGCUUGGAGACCAUGUUAUUAAAGCAAUGCGGAAAAAUGACUUUCUCCCGGGUUUUGUAGAUGAGAUGUGA
Molecule: messenger RNA, 2159 nt
Organism: Pelecanus crispus (Dalmatian pelican)
Lineage: Eukaryota; Metazoa; Chordata; Aves; Pelecaniformes; Pelecanidae
Source: RefSeq, a predicted model, not a curated record